This is a messenger RNA of Brettanomyces bruxellensis, 3612 nucleotides long. RefSeq lists its product as uncharacterized. Gene Ontology annotation, biological process: glycerophospholipid catabolic process. Gene Ontology annotation, molecular function: A2-type glycerophospholipase activity. Bases 1 to 3612 code for a protein of 1203 amino acids. The transcript has 2 exons. Gene Ontology annotation, cellular component: plasma membrane; cytosol; intracellular membrane-bounded organelle. The record is from RefSeq and is a predicted model, not a curated record. Lineage: Eukaryota; Fungi; Ascomycota; Pichiomycetes; Pichiales; Pichiaceae.
AUGGUAGCUUUAUGUCACGUUCUUCUCUCCCUUCCUGCCUUGGUCUCAGCUUGGUCUCCUACAGAUUCCUAUGCCCCUGGUAUCGUGGACUGUCCGGCAUAUCUUAACGAGUCUUCCUACAAUACUGAUAACCAUUUGGGAUUUAUCCGUGCGGCUACAAAUAUUUCAUCAAAAGAAGUAGAAUGGAUGUCAUCGAGAGAUAAUAUAACUAAUGAAAAUCUUCGGUGGUUCCUUGAACUUGCAAAUAUGACAGACUUCGAUACUGGAAGUUACUUAGACCAGUUAUCGACCUUAUCAAAAUCAAACACGUCUGUUAAUGCCAAUCCAAGAAUCGCCUUAGCGUUCAGUGGUGGUGGUUAUAGAGCCAUGAUAAAUGCUGCCGGACAGAUCUCUGGUCUUGAUAACAGAACUGAUGGAGCACUCGACCAUGGACUUCCAAUUCUCCAGUCAGCAUCAUAUGUCGCCGGUCUUUCUGGUGGUUCGUGGUUUUUGUCAACAUUGGCAUUCAACAAUUGGACUUCUGUUCAAGAAAUAGUUGAUAAUGCUGGUAAAGAUGAUGCCAUCUGGGAUCUUGAUCACAGUAUCAUCUCCCCUGGAGGUAUAAAUAUAUUCAAAACAGGAUACUAUUGGUAUGAUAUCAAUGAAGACCUAGAUGAUAAAAAGGAAGCGGGCUUCAAUAUCAGUUUAACUGACCCUUGGGGAAGGGGAUUAUCGUAUCAGUUCUUCCCUGGUCUAAAAGAUAAAGGUGCUUCUAUGACGUUUUCCUCUUUGAGGGACUUCCCCGUCUUCAAAAACCACUCGAUGCCAUUUCCUUUGGUCGUUGCAGAUGGAAGACGUCCAGGAACUUAUGUCAUUGGAAAAAACUCCACCAUAUUUGAAUUCAACCCAUUUGAGAUGGGAUCAUGGGAUCCAUCAUUAUACUCAUUCACUGAUUUAAAAUAUGUGGGUACGAAUACCAAGAAAGGCUUUCCUUCCAAUGGUUCGUGUAUUGCCGGCUUUGAUAAUGCAGGUUUUGUUUUUGGUACUUCAUCCACUCUUUUCAACCAGAUUUUGCUUCAGUUGAAUACCACUGGUCUAAGUGGCACAAUUUACAAUUUAAUUGAAUCUUUCUUGGAAAACUUAAGUGACGAUGAGGAUGACAUUGCUGAAUGGAGACCAAACCCAUUCUAUGAUUCACCUUGGGGAGACAGUGACAACUUGAAGAACAACAAAUCUCUUUAUUUGGUUGACGGAGGGGAAGAUGGUCAGAACAUUCCGUUGUAUCCACUUAUUCAACCUGAAAGAAAGGUUGAUGUUAUUUUUGCUUAUGAUAAUUCUAUGGAUACAAACUACUCUUGGCCAGAUGGCUAUUCCUUAGUCCAGUCUUACGAAAGACAGUUUGGUUCAGAGAGUAAUGGAACAGCAUUUCCUUACGUUCCUGAUACGGACACCUUCUUGAAAGAAAAUUUAACGGCAAAACCUACUUUCUUUGGCUGCUAUUCCGAUAAUUUGACAUCUUUAAUAGAUUCUGUGGGAGCUGAUUAUACUCCACCUUUAAUAGUGUAUACUGCCAACAGACCAUUCACCUAUAAUUCAAAUACUUCCACCUACAAAAUGUCCUACGAAACCGAUCAAAUGCUUGCAAUGAUCGAAAAUGGAUUUGCUGUUAGUACAAGAAAAAACCUCACAUUAGAUGAUGAAUGGCGUGCUUGUGUUGGAUGUGCAAUAUUACAACGUUCUAGAGAACGACUCGGUUUAUCGAUGGGUACUCAGUGUAAGAAGUGCUUUGAUAAAUAUUGCUGGGAUGGCACUGUAUCAAACUCUUCGGAUUAUCUUCCAGAUUCGUUUACCAAUGAUGGUGAAUACGUUUCCAAUAGUACGGAAGACGAGUCUUCAUCCACGGCUUCAAGCGAUCAAGCUCCGGAAUCAACAUCGGCACCUUCAUCAAGGUCUAAAGGUGUUGCAGGAAAUGUGAUGCCGCAAAGCGUAGCAUCAAAAUUUGACAUAACUGAACAGAAGUAUAAAGCAAAGGCAAGAAAAAUAUAUUAUCUGGUUGGAAAAGAGUUUACGAAGAUCGCUGAAAUGAAUGAUCUUAGCAUGAGUGAGAUGAGUGCUCACUCAAAGGUUGAUGCCGCAGGGAAUCAAUUGGUUAUUGUGGUUAUAAAAGCUCAAGAUUUACCUAACAGAAGAAAGCUCGAUAAGCAAUCUCCAUAUGUUGUUGCACGAAUACAAGACCAAACCCAAAGAACAAGGGUAGUGCCUAGAGGUGGGCAGACACCAAUAUUCAAUCAGGAGCUCUGGUUCUCACUAGAAAAUAUCGAAAGCACAACUGUCAAUCUAAUGAUCUAUCACCAACAAAAAAAAGACUCUGAGCUAGUGUGUCAGGCAGAUAUCGACUUUUCCAUAGCUUUAAGAAGAUCGACUAACGAAGGAUAUGACUCCUGGUUUGAUUUGGAAUACAAAGACAGGCCGGCAGGCAGAAUCUAUCUUGAAAUGACCUACUAUCCUUCCUCAGACUCGGUUCCGGUUAGUGUUGGUAAUAAUCUUACCGAUGUUUCCAAAAGCUUUUCCGAUACAGUUCCUGCUCUUGCAGCAAAGGCUAGAAUGUCCAAAAAUGCACAAUUCAGGGCGUCUAUUAUGCCCACACAUGAUGAAACAUUGCCGGCGUUGCCGGAUCUAGAUGAUUUAGAGGAUGAUGUCAGUGAGUUGAACAUUCCUGUGGGAAGUACCACCAGUAACAAAUCUUGGAAAAAGGAUUGCAAUGAUAAGGAUGCGGUUGCAAGAAAGCAAGAUACUAAUAAAGGAUGGCUUGCAAAGCUUCUGGAAAAUGCAUCCAACAAGACACUUCCAUAUAUUUUUGGCUCUCCCCCAAAAGCUAAACCCGAAGAGAAGAAGAAAAGCAAUAAGAUGAGCUUUCAACGUCAACUAUCUAGUCCUUCGUUGAUUGGUGAUGAUAUUCCUGGGCAGCUUUUUGUGGAUUCUAGUGAUGAAGAGGAUGAAGGAGGGGACGAUGAUGACCUUGCUGGUCGAAUAAGAGUUAAACCUAACAAUGCUUGGAUUCCUGAUGGUUUCUCCUCUGGUCGAGCAUCAAUAAAUGACACAAAAGAUGGUUCAAUGACUAAAACAACGGAAUUACACGAUGAUAGUGAUUCCGACUGUGACGAAUUCGAUGUUGGGCAAAAGGUAGAGUUUCGGGCUUCAAAUAGAUUUACUCCUUUAAAAAGAGCUGCAAAAUCAGAACCGUUAGGCGAAAGUCAACGUACAAGCCUGCAAUUUCGACCAGAGUGUCUUGACCGCGAAAGAAGAAUAUCUAGUUUGCGGCAGAGUUUCAAAAUAAAGCCACUCCCAGCCAUCAAAAAUUUGGAUGCAGGUGAUGAAAUCCCACCUCCUCCUCCAAAGCAUCUCAUACCGACCGAUCUGGAAAAUCUCUUUAGUACAUCAUCAGAGACAAGGGACGAAAAUAGUACUGGAAAAGCACCGUCAGUUCAGCCUCGAAAAGUCUCGAUUAGAACUCCUCCCUCCUUGCUUCAUGAUUUCGGUCAGAAUAGGAUAAGUUCCAAUGAUUGCAAAAGGAAGACUUUGUCAUAUUCGGAAAUAAGAAGAUUAAAGUUUUUGGGAAUGAUAAAUGAUUAA